Molecule: messenger RNA, 3479 nt
Organism: Hyalella azteca
Lineage: Eukaryota; Metazoa; Arthropoda; Malacostraca; Amphipoda; Hyalellidae
Exons: 6
Coding region: 15-2798 (927 amino acids)
Source: RefSeq, a predicted model, not a curated record
GGUAAUCAAGCAAAAUGUUAAAAAAAAUAGUCUUAGUUGUGGGUGCAUCUUUUUCUGCAUUAUUUGCCAUCUAUUUGCUAAGAAGAAAAACUUGUUCUAAAAAUUCAAAAGAAACCACUAAUGAUGCCAAAAACAGUAUGAAACAGAAUUAUGUAAAUAAUAAACCCUCUACUGCUGAUAGUGUCAAAAAUGGAAUUAUACAGGCACUGGAACAAGAUGUUUUGCAAGGCCUAGAAUGCAACUCCAAAAAAGAAAUAAAUGAUUCUGGUUCUUCCAAAAAUGGUGCAAAUUCAGAUCCAAGCAAUGAACUGCAAUCCUGCUCAAAGAACAUAGUUAAUGAACCAUUAUCUCUAAAUGGUUCAGUGUCUGCCUGCUCCAGUGAAACUGACCAAGCUAAAACCUCCAGCCUUCAGAAUCAACUAAACAAUGAUCACCUUGGAUCUCUGACUCCAACUGAAGCUCAAGAUUAUCAAGAAGAUUCCAAAGAAAAAAUUACUGCUAUUAAAGAAGAUAAACAAUUGGCUGUAGCAGCUUCAAGUGAUACACAAAAAAAACCUUCAGAGAAAGCAUCUACUCCACUUCAAGGAGAUUUGAGUGACACUGAGGAUUUACCAGAUAUUUUAAUUCCGGAGACAAAUCUGACCAGCCUAGAAGUGAUAGUUUCAUCAUCAAAUAGCCAUCUUGUCAUGAAUGGUAGUGACUCUUCAUCAAGCAAUCAUACAAUGUCUGAUGUGAGCAAAUUUAUUGCAUCCUCUCAGGAUGCAUCUACUUCAGUUGUGUCUUCUAUAGUUGAAAUUGGACCAAUCAUUGUCUCAAAUUCUGAAGAUGUGCACUCAAACUCAGUUGAUACAGCUGUUGAAGCAUGCGAUGUUGCUGUUUCAGACACAAACAUAACAGAAAAUAUUGCUUUAAAAAUUGUUGUUUCUGAAGCAUCUUCUGAACCAGUUUUAACAGAGCCCAAUGAUUUAAAAUUUGUAAAUGAAGAAGUGCAGCAAGAUUCGCAGGAUUCAUCAGAGAAUUCAGCUAAAAUGCCUCAGAUCUUUGUUUUGGCAGCUGAUGGACAAGUGAAUAAGACAGAUGCAGUUUUAGGUGGCAGCACAAGAAUUGAAAAUCCUGAUGAAUAUGUACAAGGUUUUGAUGCUCUCACAUGUUCAACCAUAGAUAGUUUAGUAUCAGAAAACACAGUAGAUUAUGGCAGCACUUGGAGCAAUGGGUCCAAUUCAGUUCCCAGUCAAAAUGGUCACUGUGUUACUUUGCCCGAUAUCAACCAAGCAGCUACGGAGCUGAGACCUGAUGAACCACAAAUCUGCCACUUCUACGACAACCACUGCUUUCCAGUGUACCACACAGGGGAUGACUCUGAUUCAUAUGAUCAGAGAAGAAAAUGGCCACAGCCUGAGGAUGGGCUUGUAUUUGUGCCAGCAUCAGAUGGGCAGCCUCUUGUUCCUAAUUACUUAAGGAAUGUAGAUUUUCUCAAAAUGCGACCCAUUCCAUCCCAUAAUCCUGACACACUUGCAUUCCUGGCUAACAACAUGACUUGUUUACAGUAUCCUCCUGAGGCAUGGGUGCGAGUUAUCAGCGUGUCUGAGUGCCUUCAGCUGCGGGUACGUACUGACCAGCGGGACAUGAUGUGUGAACAAAUGGAGAGCUUGGGCAUCUGCAACCCUCGCUCCAAGCCACCUAAAUUGGACAAACUUGCUGUUGGGAGUUUUGUAGCUGCCAAAUUGGACGUCCCAGGGAAGGGUCAUGUGUGGUGUCGUGCAUUCAUCACUAGUGUCAUCCAACCAGCUGAACAAGGGGCUAAAGAAACUCCAUUAAAAGCCUCUCGGUCUAAAAACUCAAAAAAUAAGGAACCAAUGUUCAUGGUGGAGAGUGUUGACCACUUCCCUGCUGCCAGCACCAAGCCCCUGCGAUUGUCUGAUCUUAAGAAGCUCAAUGAUCACGCUUGGAAUGCUCCCUUCUUUGACCAGCCUGUUAGCCUGCUCAACACCAUGCCCAAAGACGGCGUCGCCUAUGGAAGCGAUGCUCGCGCCUUCCUACUUGACCUGAUCCGCAAGGGCAACAACUACCUGCGUGUAGUGAUAGUCUUCAGCACCGUCAUUGACAGCUCCCUGCACUACUUUGCCUCUCUUGCGUCCUGCACUCACCGCGUCCGGGGAUUGGAGCAGUUGACGUACAUAGAGAAGGAACUCGUCAGUGCUGGAUUCGCUACCCUUAUCUACAGUGGCUCACUAGCAAGCCGCUACUUCUUCCACUGCUGCAUGUUCAAACACGGCCAAGCUUUCUGGUAUGACGACCAAAGAAGCCCUCGUCCCAGUAUGGCGUCUGCCGGUCAGCAGCAUGUGCUGCAGGAGUAUGCGUUCCUUUUGUACGAAGAUGGGCCAGCGGUCAGGGGGUAUCGGGGUUUUAGGCUGCCAUUCUUGCAUGAUGCAUGGAACUCGAAAAAGUUGGGAUUGAACAUCAGCAUGCACGAGCUGUGUGUUGUGAUGAAGCAACCUGGCGCCUUCAUCAGUGACCCGGAACAAUUUCUCUUGGAAAUAUUCAGUGACCCCCAGAGCGUUUUCGGCAUGGAACUUUAUUGUGAUGCGCUGCACUUCAUGUAUACGGCCGACUUGAAGGCCAAGCCUGGCGAUCCUGACAUCCACUACGCCUACUUCUUUGAUAAAAAUCUUAAAACUCCACUUCCGAUGCCAAAAGAUGACCUCAACUUCCUCAUUCCCAACUCAGCACACAGUUUGCGUCAUCUCUACCGCAAAAUUUAUACUGUUGAGACUCUGAGGAAGCCCCUCGCUGUGUAGCUUGUAUUUGUCUCUACAGUAGUAUCCUAAAUAUUUGUUUGUGUGCCUUAGGUGAAUUUAUCGGGAAAAAAAUAUUCUAAAUCACAAUUAGAUGCUUAUAACAUUUUUUCAGUAUGAUGCCAUAUUGUUAAUUCAGUAAUGUAGUACAGUGUGGGUAUACUUCAUUUUCAUUAUUUUCUCAGUUUGUCAGUGUUCUACUACUGUUGGAAGCUUUUGCUAUAGAAGUCGGUGAAUUGUUCUAAAUCACGUAUCAUUUAAAAGCUAAUAUUAUAACCAAUUGAUGAUAAAAACUCCUUUCACUGGUACUCUAAACUAUCUAAAACUCCUUUCACUGGUACAAGCAGUAGCUCUGUUGCAUGAUCAUAUUUAGUGUGGUUCGACUAGUGUCACGAAAAUGUCACAUUAACCUGAGCUAUUCAUGAUUUUUCAGUUUAGAGACAAUCAAGUUUUAUGUAGGAUCAUUUUUGCCUUGAUUGUAACGCUUCAUACUGUCAUGAAUAACGUAUGGGUCAUUUGAUGUAUUAGAAAUCCGAAUGAAUUUCAAUUGAUCUUAGUUAGGGAUUAGAAACGUUUCUGGUUUUCAAGUUUUUUAUUGCUCACUGCUCUCACGUAGUUCAGAUUGGACUCUGGCUUAGCUCACAUCUUUGACUGCUGUAUUGGUCAUUAAAACAGUUCAGCCAC